Hylaeus volcanicus is the source of this 2647-nucleotide messenger RNA. RefSeq names its product conserved oligomeric Golgi complex subunit 4 (gene Cog4). The coding region runs from base 107 to 2488 and encodes 793 amino acids. NCBI's taxonomy places the organism in Eukaryota, Metazoa, Arthropoda, Insecta, Hymenoptera, Colletidae. The transcript is spliced from 11 exons. The record is from RefSeq and is a predicted model, not a curated record.
CUUUGGUACGAGGCUGUACACACGGAGCGCAAAAGUCGUCGCAAGCACGCGACGGGCUUUACGUACUUGUUGGCGCAAGUUUGGUAAAAAUGGAGCAUCCUUCGCGAUGUCGCGCGUUCGAAGGGUGUUAACAGAAAAUGUACAACCUGGAUCGAUUCGUCGCACCGAUACGAGUGAGAAAUUCGCACGUGUUCGGAGGACACGUCCGAUUUACGUUGCCACGACGAAUCGAUAUCGAACAAGGUCGGCCAAUUUUUGUUCGCAACCUGUACGCCGAUCUGUUAGUAACUCUCAAAGGAUCGUUCUCGCAACAUGGGUUUCGGGAAAGAUUAAAAUUGAGAAAACUUUGGAGAAUGUACUUUCAAGACAAUGUCACGUAGAAGCAAAACUGCAAAAUAUAAGCAAGGUAUUACCUAAUGUUAUUGUCAUACGAGAGGGCUGUGAAAAGUUUUGUAAUAUGAUUUCACAUACUAAUGAUCUAGCAGAGAAUGUAAGUGCCAAAGUAAGACAACUAGAUUUAGCAAGGAGCAGAGUAUACGAAUGUCAAAGACGGGUCAAUGAUAUCCUUGAUUUGCAAUUGUGCAGCGAAGGUGUUGCUAUGGCUCUACAUAAUGAAGAUUAUGAACAAGGAGCUGCACAUGUUCAUCGUUACCUAUCCAUGGAUCAACAAUUGUUGGAAAGGACAGCUGAAGACAUUUCAAUGGACCACACAAGUAUAAGUAGUUCUCUGAUUACUUUACAGCAAGCAGCUUUACAACUCAGAACUGUGGUCACACAUAAGUUUGAUGAAGCAGUAAAGUCAGAAGAUCUUGCUUCUGUUGAAAGAUUUUUCAAAAUAUUUCCUUUAUUAGGAAUGCAUUCUGAAGGGCUAAAGAAAUUUUGUAGUUACUUGUGUACAAAGUUACACGAAACAGCACAAAAAAAUUUGAAAGCGGCUUUAGAGAUCAAAAGUAGCGACAAGAGAGCAUCCGUUAUUUUUGCGGACACUAUGACAUUAUUGUUCGAGGGAAUCGCUCGUAUUGUAGAAAUACAUCAACCAAUAAUUGAAACAUACUAUGGUCCUGGAAGACUAUCAAUGACAAUUUCUAUCUUACAGAAAGAAUGCGAUAGGCAAGUUAAAAAGAUUAUUGCAGAAUUUAUGAAGCAUAGAUGCAUCUCUAAAAAAGUUCAAAUGGUAAAUGAUUAUCUUCGGAAACCUAGUUCUGAGAGAGCAGAUCCUAAAGAAUUUGAUUUAUUAUUGGGAGAAAUUACUAUAAUGCAUUCACGAGCAGAAUUGUACAUUCGCUUCUUGAGAAGAAGAGUUAAAAAUGACAUAGAAAUUAGUACAACAGACGAUGUACAGGUCAAAGAUUUAACGAAUGAAUUUGAAAGUAUAGUUAAUAAUUCCGAUUUAGCUCGUGGAAUGCAAGAACUUCUAGGCGCUUAUCUUGCAUUAGAAAGAUACUUUCUAGAAGAGAGUGUGAAUAAAGCAUUGGGAAUAGAUACCUUAGAUGAGGAUCAACAAACAUCCAGUAUGGUCGAUGACGUUUUCUUCAUAGUACAAAAAUGUAUAAGGCGGUCUAUGUCUAGUUGGAGCAUAGAUGGUGUCUGUGCGGUAGUGAAUAUGGCUUGUGGCAUAUUAGAAGGAGAGUUUGCGAAUAGAUUAAGAAACCGACUACGACAAGGCUAUCCAGCUGGAUACUUAGAUUUGGCUCAAGCUUAUAGUGCUCUUCAAACGAGUAUACAACAUGGACGUUUACAAACUUCAGACACGGAACUUGCUCGUCUAACAUUUUUGGCAUACUUAAAUAAUACCGAUGUCAGUAUCGAGUACGUUGAGACACUAUGUAAAAGUCUCAGUGCUGAAAUAGAUGCAACGUUUCCUAACAUGCAAGACAAAGAUAGGGGUAAAAUUGACAGUUGUUUAUCUGGCUUAAAAGGUGUUAUGUCAAUUUUACGAGCUGUUACCGAUUAUGGCUUAGAACAGUUGCGUGUAAGUGCUGUUAAACCAAGAGUCACUCCUUGGGUCGAUGCAUUUUUAUCCGUGGAUCAUCAUGUGAACGAGGAUGAUCUAUUACGAUAUGAAACUGAAGAACCUUUUGUACAAACAUUAGUCAUGAAUUUAGAAGGAUUACUUCAAAGCUUUAAAGGUAGUUUAACGACGUCUAAUUACGAUGCCUUGAUUGGUCUUCUUACUGCCGAAGUUACGGCUCGUUUAGAAAAAGUUGUAUUAAAGUCAACUUUCAACAGAGCAGGAGGUCUUAUACUUGACAAGGAAAUAAGAUCAUUAGCAAGUUACUUGGCUGCCGCUACUUCGUGGUCUAUACGUGAUAAGUUUGCACGAUUAACACAAAUAGCUACUAUAUUAAGUGUAGAAAAAGUUGAGGAACUGGCCGACUAUUGUGGAGCAGAUGCAAUUGCAUGGAGACUAACACCCGCUGAAGUUCGUCGGAUAGCUUCCCUAAGAAUAGAUUUUCGUCCAGAAGAUAUAAAAAGACUAAAGCUUUAAUUUUACUUUAACUCCUUUAAUAUGUAUAAAUAAUAAUGUAAUUUACGUAAAGAUGAUGCUAUCAUAAUGAUGUACUGUACAAUUGAAAUUUCUUGUACGUGAAACGCCUAUAUAAUAAAUGGAAAAUAAAUAAUAAACGUGUGUAGUGUUACUUUAUUC